AUGCAACUUUCGGUCGGAGACGUGUUCAAAUCAAAGAAUGAAGCGCAAAAUGCGAUAAGAAUGUACGCGAUAGACAACAGUUUUAAUUUUGAAACAACAGAUAGUACUCCAAAAAAGUACACGAUACAAUGCAAAGAAAGAAGGACGCACGGGUGCGACGCCGUCAUAACAGCUGCGCUGCGCAAGAAAGAUAACAUGUUCGUGAUCAAGAAGCUCAAGAACGCCCACAACUGCCCGCAGCAGUCUUCCCUGAGCGUCCAGUCGUCUGGCAGAUACAUCGCAGACGAAAUAAGAGAAAUGCAGGACGUGGAAGAUACGAGAAUCGGCCAGAUAAUUAACAGAAUUUCAUCGCGCCGCGGGAUAAAGAUAGGAUACUACGCAGCAUGGAAAGCCAAGAAAAACGUGCUAAACGACGAGAUAGACGAAGAGGCAGCACAGGAAGAGUGUCUGCAGUCGGUCGUUGAAGAAAACAGCCACAUCAACCCAGACGACACGCUUUCCGUGCUCAACAUGAAAAAAGAAAUAGAAAAGUGGAGAUCCCUCAAGACACAGAGCGAAGAGACAGGGUGCAUCAGACAGGUCAUACGAGCAAUUGGGCCACUAGACACAGCAGGCAGCAGGCUAGACACUCUCUUCUACGCGAGCAAUCUUUCCCUCCACGUGUACUCGAACAGCAGACAGGUAAUAGACCUCACAGUGCACGAAAGGUGCAACGAGCUGAGAGAGCACGCAGGAUAUGCCUAUAUAGCCACGGGAUAUGAUGCAUUUGACACACCGUACAUCCUCGCGAUGUGCUAUGUCCCUGAGUACUGCCCCAAAAAAGAGGGAUGGAUAGUUUUUAUGCGAGAAAUGCUGAAGGUGAUCGACUCAGGCGUAUUUAUGAUGGACUGGGAGGGAUGCCAUGCAACCAUAGAAGAGAUAGAAGAGCUCAUCAGGGAUAAAAAUAGCAGCAUUAAUAGCACAGCUGCAUCUGGGUCUUUGAGCAGCUACAGCGAUGCUUCACCGCUCUACUCGAUGGGCAUCCAUGGGGAGAAUCCCUGGAAGGGACACUUUGACAUCGAGGAAGCCAUCAGGGCAGGGGAUGUGGGAGGCCCGGGAUCAGGGCGAGGGAGCAAAGUGCGGUUAUUCUUGCGCACUAGAUCCCUGUGCAAGGCGAUCUUUGCCACACAUCCCGUCUCAUCCGCUAUUUCUCUUGUCUGGUCCCUGUGCAACAGCCCAGACCUUCCUACGUUCCAAGUGUACUACAAGAAAGUGAAGGCCCUGGGAGUUCCCUCGCUUCUUUCUCUGCUUUCUUCCCUGCCCACGCACCUCUGGGCCAAGUACCUGUGCGAGUACCCAAUAUACGGGAAAAACAACUCAGUUCCUGUGGAGAUUGAUGGAGUGCUGGGAAUGCUCACUCUGUCUCCGAUUGAUGCGCUCUGCAUGGUCAUCAAGAUCAUCUCAGAUAAUGCGCUGAAAAAGAAGGAAAUAGUGGCGCAUGCUGAGCUGUCGACCAAAAAGGCAACAGACAGAGCAAGAUUUGGAGAGAGCGUAAACAGGGCAGUGGACAUAAACAUCCUUAAGUCGCAGUCGUACGAUGCAGACAUUGGGAGGGCACCAGGCGAGCUCUGCAGAUCUUCGUGGAUCGAUCCAAGACGGCUGAAUGACGAAGAGGAGCACAAGCAGGGCAUAGUAUAUUCUGGCAACCUGAAGUUCUACGUUGAUCUGCGUCUCCGCGUGUGCUCAUGCAUGAAGUUCCAGGACAUGAACUACCCAUGCUCGCAUGCGUGUGCGCUGAUUACGAAGGUGGGCGGGCACUGCAAUGCGUACAUCGAUGAAAUGUACUCAAUUGAUGCGUUGAUGGCGAUGUAUAAGCCGUACACCACAAGAUGCAUAGUAGCAGAGCCAAUCAAGGGAACAGAAGAAAGAAGGAGGCCCUGUGCUACUAGCCAGAUAAGCCUGCUGCAGUCGAAUAAGGCUGUGUGUGUGGGAAAGAGAGUAUUAGGAUAUGACACAGAAGAGUUUGCAGAAGUACAAGAGCACAAAGAGAAUCUCGUGAGAUAG
Molecule: messenger RNA, 2043 nt
Organism: Nematocida minor
Lineage: Eukaryota; Fungi; Microsporidia
Exons: 1
Coding region: 1-2043 (680 amino acids)
Molecular function (GO): zinc ion binding
Source: RefSeq, a predicted model, not a curated record